UGUUUCCGGUUAGCAUGCUAAGCUACCUCCAGUAGCUCCGGAGGCUCCCGGGAGAUGAGUCCGAGGUGAAGCCGGAGAGCAGCAGCUUUAUCCGGACACACGGAGGCUCUGGCGGCUCCUCGCUGUUGGUGCCAGAGACUCUUUCUCUGCACAACAACGUGACUCGUUCACAAGCUAAACAUGCUAAAGACGCCAUCUUGCUAAAAACAGUUCUUUGGUAACCGCAACAACGGUUACAGCUUCCGGUGCAACUUUCCAAGGCAUCACAAUAAAACGUGUAAAAGUCACGCGUUUAAAACGUCUUAUUGUAGUUUAUUUCUUUUUUCUUUAGUCUGCAGUUACAAAUGAUCAGAAAACAGUUCGGGUGUGAUCAACGUUACGGGUCAGACAUCACUGUGAGAUUUAGUUUGAAGCCCGUCCCCGGAAGUGACCGUUGAUGUUUCGGUCGGUUUGACGCUGGGUUCGGUUGGCGGACUGAACCGUUAGCUGGACCCAAAUAACGGCGGAGGAACGGUCACAGCUGAGUUCCGUAACCAGAGCAGAGAUGGACCGACACCGUAAGCUCAGCUUUUUAAAACCGGAAAUGAAGCUGAGAAUAAGAACAGAUGUCCAACAGCUGUUUGGAAGCAAACAAGAGGUUCCCCCUGAGGAGCAGGAGGGGAGCCCCAGUCUGGACCAGGAGGACCCAGAGCCCCCACACGUUAAAGAGAAGUGGAGCCCCAGUCUGGACCAGGAGGACCCAGAGCCCCCACACAUUAAAGAGAAGUGGAGCCCCAGUCUGGACCAGAAGAACCCAGAGCCUCCACACGUUAAAGAGGAACAGGAGGAACUCUGGACCAGUCAGGAGGGAGAGCAGCUUCCAGGGCUGGAGGAGGCUGAUAUCACCAAGAUGCCAUUCACUCCUGUCCCUGUGAAGAGUGAAGAAGAUGAAGGUUCAGACGUCCAGCAGCUGUCGGGGAGCAAAGAAGAGGUUCCCCCUGAGCAGCAGGAGUGGAGUCUGGACCAGGAGGACCCAGAGCCCCCACACGUUAGAGAGAAGUGGAGCCCUGGUCUGGACCAGGAGGACCCAGAUCCACCACACAUUAAAGAGGAGCAGGAGGACCUCUGGACCAGUCAGUCAGAAUCAGACUGGAACCUAAAUCCAGAUAAACAUUUACAACCACACACCGAAGACCAGACUUUAGACUUGUUUAAGACUGAAGCCAGCGAUGAAGACUGGACAGAGACCAGAGAACCUCAGUCAGUUUUAAACUCCCUUAAAAUUAUUGAAGUCCCUGAUAUGAAAUGUAAAACGAGCAAGAAAACCUACAGCUGCUCCGAGUGUGGGAAAAUAUUUGGCCGCAGCCCACAUCUGAAGAUCCAUAUGAGAACUCACACCGGAGAGAAACCGUUCAGCUGCCCUUUCUGCGGUAAAAGCUUUACACAGAAAGUAAAUCUGACGUACCACAUGUCCGUCCAUACCGGGGAGAAACGCUUCAGUUGCCGUUUCUGUGAUGAACGAUUCACCUGGUAUACUCAGCUCAAAAGCCAUCAGUGUGUUUGUGAGUCCUCGCAGCUCCAUCACAACCAAUCAGAGGAGGACACGGAGACCGGCGAGAAGUCAUUCAGCUGUUCUGAGUGUGGGAAAAUAUUCAGCCGCAAGGACAAUCUGAACAUACACAUGAGAAUUCACACCGGAGAGAGACCGUUCAGCUGCACAGUUUGCGGUAAAAGUUUUAAACACGGAGGACAUCUGACCCAACACAUGUCCGUCCACUCAAAGGAGAACCGUUUCAGCUGCAACGUUUGUGGAAAAAGAUUUACUUGGCUUUACCAGCUGAAGAGACACAAGUGUGGUGGUGAGUCCUCUCAGCUUCCUGAACUCUGGUCCAGUCAGGAGGGAGAGCAGCUUCCAGGGCUGGAGGAGGCUGAUACAUCCAAGUUCCCAUUCACUCCUGUCCCUGUGAAGAGUGAAGAUGAUGGAGAGAAACCUCAGUCCUCACAGCUUCAUCAGAGCCAAACUGAACAGAUGGAAGCUGAUGGAGAGGACUGUGGAGGACCAGAACCAGCCAGGGACUCAGCUCCACAUAGACUUUUACAACCUGAGACUGAAGAUGACUGGACGGAGACCAGAGCACCUCAGUCAGGUUUGAACUCUAUGAAGGUCCCUGAAGUUGGUACAGGAAGUAACGCUGGCAAGAAAUCAUUCAGCUGCUCUGAGUGUGGGAAAAUAUUUGGACGAAAGGAACAUCUACAGACCCACGUGAGGAUUCACACCGGAGAGAGACCGUUUAGCUGCUCUGACUGCGGUAAAACAUUCGGCUGCAAGAGGUCGCUGCUGGGUCACAUGACCAGUCACACGGGAGAGAAACCAUUCAGCUGCUCUCAGUGCGGGAAAAGGUUUGGCCGAAUGGUGAAUCUGAAGACGCACGAGAGACUUCACACGGGAGAGCGACCGUUCAGCUGUCCGUUCUGUGGCAAAGGUUUUACACAAAAGGUUCACAUGACGCAGCACAUGGCCGUCCACACGGGAGAGAAGCAGUUCAGCUGCAGCAUCUGCGACAAGAAGUUCACCUGGCUGUCAGGGUUCAGACGACACAAGUGCGGCAGCGAGCAGUCGGAGCUCGACGAAAGUCAGACCGAGGAGAACUCGGAGACGGAACCGGGUGAGAAACCCUUUCGCUGCCGUCAGUGUGGGAACAGAUUUAAUCACAAGCACAAUCUGAAGGCCCACAUAAGGAUUCACACGGGAGAGAAGCCGUUCAGCUGCUCUGUCUGCGGGAAAGGCUUCACUGCGAGCGGAGCUCUGAAGAAGCACCUGAGGACUCAUUCAGGAGAGAGACCGUUCAGCUGCUCCGUCUGCGGCGUACGAUUCACGCAAGGAGGGAACCUGAAGCGGCACAUGGCCCAGCACACGGGAGAGACGCGAGAGAAACCCUUUCACUGCUCCGUCUGUGGGAAAAGCUUUACGCAAGUCUCCAACAUGAAGCGACACAUGACCCAGCACAGCGAGACUGAAACAGCUCAGCCGCAGGAAGCAGGAAGCGAAGCUGCGAUGGUUCAGAUCUGACCGAGGAUCAGCAGGACGAAGCCCAGAGUCUGCUGCCGGCCUCAGACUUCAUACGGUCACUGACGGCAAACCGUCCGACUAGAGACGACAGCCGUUGUUAUUACCAGUUACAGUGGUAACACAAAUAUGCACACAGUGUAAAUGCAGUUUAUAUACAUACUGUACAGUAUAUCUGCGUACUGAUUACAUACAGUACAGGAGCGUCCUUCCUUUAUCAGAACAAACAUGGUCGUGUCUGUUUGUUCGGAGGCUGCAGAUGAAACUGAUUUUAUUUCAUGUAAAGUAGCUCACCAUUCAUUUCAUUACUGAUCAUGUGAUCCGGACUGAUCGGGACCUGUUAGUUAUCCCUGAGACGAGGGGAACCAGGUUUUCUGUUCCAGAGUGGUGACUUGGACUCGUGGUCCAACCAGGUCAGGUUCUGUUUGUCUCCUCUCACAGAGCCGGACUCACUGUUUCAGGUCCUUGUUGGUCCGCAUCAGUCAGAGUCCUGCAGGAUCUCAGUGUGUCUCUCAGGACCGUCUGAAGCUCAACAGCCAACUCUUUCAGUGCGUCCGUCCCAGAGAACAACUUUUACCGUCCUGAAGUUACUGUGUUCGCAUCAUCCCGAGCUGUUAGCAGGGACGCAGCGAUUACAGGCUUCGCUGGUCCGAUCGUAGUCUGAGGAAUAAUCACGUUUCACGACUAUAAUCCAUUAAUUUAACAACACCAGUAAUGACUCAGGUUGAUUUUUAAUGACAUUAACAAUUAGAUUUCUAUAAAAUGUAAGUAUUCUUAACAUGAGAGGAAUAUUAACGUCAUUGAUCCCCGAGGGGAAACUGUUACUGUCAUCAACUCUCAUCCAUACGUGUAGGUUUCAGUGUGAAUGAUGAGAACGUCUCUCCUGAGUGUGAUUAAUAUCUGGAACGCCGGGAGUUGGAAGCCUACAGUCCUGGAAGUCUGUCAGCUCCUGAUCUGUUUUACACCUGCAACAUUUUCUCGGCGUAGACAGGAUGGAGCGCUAAAUGUUCUGCAGAGGACGACGUUCUUCCAGAAAUACCCUUUCAGAAAAGAAGCUAUUAUUCGCGGCGUGGAAGCCGGGUCCAGCGAGCGCGCGAGCUCGGCGCGCGGCGCGUGUUGCUCGACGCAGCGACAAACCGCCGUGGCGCCGGCCGCUGAGAAUAACGGGCCUCGUCGCGCUGCGGUGGCUCUGAACGGUUCCAGCUGCUGCGUUUGUUUACGCCGCACUGACAGCUCGCCUCUCAGCGCUACGGCUUCGACCGUAAGCGACACGUUUAUAUUUAAUUCCCCACCGACCUGCCGCGUCGUUUAACUCUGUGAUCAUGUGUGACCUUUACUUGGGCGCCGCGUGCAAAGCUGGGCGGUGAUCCUGCAGCAUCAAGUUCCUUUAGCAGGAACCUUUUAACGCAGGUGAUCCGUCAGCUCUUAAAUAACGCCGGGGGGUCGGUGUUGGUGCACCUGAGACUCUGCCGUCUCUCUGCUGGAAAUAAAGCUUCAGUCUGGUCCCUCUGCCAGAGUUUAGCCGGGGAACAGCAGCCUCAGUGUCUCCGAGCAGCUGCUGCACCGCUCCUCUAACUCUGUUUUCAG
This is a messenger RNA of Micropterus dolomieu (smallmouth bass), 4633 nucleotides long. RefSeq names its product zinc finger protein 665-like. Lineage: Eukaryota; Metazoa; Chordata; Actinopteri; Centrarchiformes; Centrarchidae. The record is from RefSeq and is a predicted model, not a curated record. The coding region runs from base 545 to 3049 and encodes 834 amino acids. The transcript has 3 exons.